This is a messenger RNA of Bolinopsis microptera, 3090 nucleotides long. RefSeq lists its product as uncharacterized. Gene Ontology annotation, molecular function: voltage-gated potassium channel activity; urea transmembrane transporter activity; protein binding. The transcript has 22 exons. The record is from RefSeq and is a predicted model, not a curated record. Gene Ontology annotation, cellular component: membrane. Bases 102 to 2861 code for a protein of 919 amino acids. Lineage: Eukaryota; Metazoa; Ctenophora; Tentaculata; Lobata; Bolinopsidae. Gene Ontology annotation, biological process: urea transmembrane transport; potassium ion transport.
AGGGCAGACAUCACGUGACAAUAAUGAACAUGGACCUGUGAUGAACUGCCUCUCUAUACCGGAAAACUAUAUCACAUACCAGCUGCCAGACCACUGCUGAUAUGACAGAUUCAGGAGCAUAUUAUAAUCGUGUGGGUGAAUAUUGUGAUAUCCUAACGAAACAGCCGGGACCAUGGGGACCGUUUGAGAGUACAGACCGUAAUCUCUACUCAGACUACAGUGAAAUAAGCCCCUGGAAUACCAACUACCAGAAUCGUUUCAAGAGAGCCUCUAACCCUACAUGGAAAUACCUUUCUGGCACCAUGCCAGACUUUCAUCAGAUCAUUAGGGGACACACCACUCUCACGUUAAUAUUCUCCUUCCUGCGGUCUCUGGGGAUGUGGUUAGGAAUCAGCAAUCCUUUUCUCGGUCUCUGUGUGUUCGUUGGGAUCUGUUUAGGCUGCUGGCCGUAUGGUGUGAUAUAUGUAACUUGGUGUGUGUUGUGGGUUGGAGUGUGGGCCUUCUAUCUGGGAGUUCCUGACGAACAGAUUUAUAACGGUCUCUAUCCCUCCCAAGGGGUACUGUUGGGUUUUAUAGUGUACAGAGCUAACUUAGAAGAGGAUCAUGUCAGUCAGUUACCCCAGCUAGUGCUACUAAUCCCCUUCACUUUACUCACUCUACUCCUCUUCCAGGCUAUUGGCAUCUUCCUUGUGAAAGUAUUAAGAUGCACCCCUUUGUUCUUAGCCCCAGCACUGGUGGGGUUCAUGGUAGUCACUCUAAAGUCACACAGCACCUACCUCUUCACAAGUCCUGCUCCUACCCUAGACCUCAAACCAACCAGUGUGGACGCUGACAAUAUUAUGUUUUUUGUUAACUGUGAUAAUCCUGGUAGUGCCGACUGCUCUGUUACAGCGAGCCAGUUUGGUAUUGAUUUGUAUAAAGGAAUGUCGUAUGUUCUAUUUACAGAUAGAUGGGAAAGCAUCAUCCCACUCACUAUAGGGUUACUGAUAACUUCGCCGAUCUCCUGCCUAAUGGCGUGGAUAGGAGCAGUUGCAGGAGCAGUCAGUGCUAUCCUCCUUUCCCCCCUCUGGACUACUGUCUCAAUUAAACUCCUUAUAUUCCCCUCGGUCUUCACCAUGAUGAGCAUUUCUGGGCUCUACUUCGUCAUUGGAGUUCACUCAGUGAUAAUUGGUCUGUUUGCCUGCUUCUUCACGACUUUCCUAUCGAUAGUUCUUAACUCCUAUUUUGAGCUAUUUAACCUGGAAACCUCAGCCCCGCUAGCAGCUUACAUUGUCAUUAUUAUCCUCAAUAUCACUGGAGGAGCGUUUAGACGGAUACUUCAAGUAGAACUCAUGUCAGUGACCACACCAGAGGAUCACCUCAGACGUUAUUGGCUCUCCCAGAAGAUAAUAACAGAUUUAAAGAUACGGACUGGGAAACGUAAAAUUGCUCCAUCUGCUUAUAAAAACAUUGAAAAAAGCAUUCUGCCUAUUUUACUUUGUGCUUACGCAAAACAUGGUUUUAUAAAGAAGAUAAAGGAACUGAUUGACUUAGGGGCUGAUUUAAACGCAAGUGACUAUGACGGGAGAUGUGCGUUACACCUGGCCUGUGCUGAGAACAGAGAGGAACUGGUACAUCUGCUCCUACAGAAUCAGGCUGAUAUUCACCAGACUGAUAAUUUCCAGAACAACGCCCUCAGUUCCGCUAUUCUUCACGGACACUUUAACCUUGCUAAAUACAUAUAUAAAAAGGGAGGUAGACUCAGGCUGAAGAAAAGUCAGAUAUCUUCCAUGCUGUGUUAUAUGGUCGCUUACGACGACCUCGACCGACUUAAAAUUUGGUUAGAUUGUGGUGCGGAUCCCAACUCGAGUGACUACGACAACAGGACACCUCUACACAUUGCGUACUCUAAGAAAAACGACAAGAUGAUCAAUUUCCUCAAACGUUAUGCGCCUAAGAAAGAGGUUGAAGACAGAUGGGGUAAGAAACCUUCAGAAUGCUACGGGAAAACUGUUCAGGACCUGCAGCCUGUUAAAGACGUUAAGAAAAAGAUUGAUCAAAGCGCCGAACUGAUGAGGAACAGACACCAGCAUGGCAAAAGGAGUCGUCAGCAUAUGAAGAUAGACCCAGUCAUCCUAGAGGGAAUCAUCAGGCACAUCAUGAGGACUGAUGAUAAGGAUAAGAUUAUGGCCUUACUACCAUCCCUUGUCUGCGAGGUGGUCGCUAAAAAAGAGAGGGAUAUCAUGCACAUCCUUAUCAAAGAGAACGUUCUCAUCGACUUGAAUGUGGCGGACUAUGAUUUGCGGACACCACUUCACAUAGCAUGCGCUACGGGAGACAUAGCAACAGUAAAAACUCUCUGCUGGAAUAACGCUAACAUUAAUGCUAUCGACAGGUUCGGUUACUCGCCCCUACUGGAGGCAUGUAAAAGUGAGCACGAUGACGUGUGUGAGUUCCUGCUGGACCAGGGAGCCCAGCUGUGUUUACCGCUGGAGAUGCAGGUUUCAGAGUUGUGCUGGGCUGUUUUUAGUAACGACUUUGAGAUGAUUCAACGUCUUGUGAACGCAGGGAUCAACAUACACUCGGGAGAUUACGAUGGUAGAACAUGUCUUGCUGUAGCGUUUGACAACAAAAACAAGAACAUGAUGAAACUGCUAAAACAAUACAUAGACUACAGUUCCAUUUCAAGCUACUGGAGCAGUGGAAGUAGUAGUGGUAGUAGUAACAGUUCGGGUAGCUGCUGCAACAGCCGCACCGCGUCCCCCGUGCCUGAAGAAGAGGGGGAGGAGGGGGAGACCCCUGCCACAACAUCUUCAAGAAGUAAUGAUGUUAGUCUUUGUAUCGAAGAAGAGAACAGCGCCCUGAUACGACCCAGUGUUUAGUUUUUAAAUGAUUAAGAAUGGGAGCUGAUUAUAGAUUUAUUUUAUUAAUGAUUAUUCUGUUACACUUACAUGUUAGUGUUGAUGUUAUAAGUUUGAGUUUCAGUCAGAGGUUUUUAGUAUCGAUAACAGAUAAGUUAUUUUUAUCAUAGAAUUAAAGCUAAGUCUUAUUAAAGGGCGAAAUAUGAUGAAUUUUUGUUAUGUUUGAUAUCUUAUUCAUUAUUGAACUUUA